This is a messenger RNA of Aspergillus terreus NIH2624, 1272 nucleotides long. Its product is annotated as cytochrome and DOMON domain-containing protein. NCBI's taxonomy places the organism in Eukaryota, Fungi, Ascomycota, Eurotiomycetes, Eurotiales, Aspergillaceae. The record is from RefSeq and is a predicted model, not a curated record. The coding region runs from base 1 to 1272 and encodes 423 amino acids. The transcript has a single exon.
AUGAAAGCUCCCGGGAGUCUGUUAUCCGCCCUUAUGUACACGACUUGCUUGGUGCCUCGGUCCCUUGCCAGCGGCAUCCAGUACUGUCGAGACGACCCACGGCUCUGCUUCGGUGUCACCAGCACCAAGAACGCGACAGCAGGUGGCCACGACAUCCAUGUCUCGCUGACCGCAACACCCUCCGACAACGGGGGCUGGGCAGCGGUUGGGAUUGGGAAAAAGAUGGCCGGUUCGCUGAUCUUUGUGAUGUACUCGGACACAGAUCGAACAUCGCCGGUAGCCAGCAUCCGCACCGUCGAAAGCCAUGACAACCCCACCGUCUUAAAGGACCACGGGACACACGUCGAAGUGCUGAAUACCUCCAUCACCGCGAUGGACCACCACGCCCAUUUCGUGUGUUACUCCUGUGAAGAGUGGUGGAAGACACCCAUCGCAACGGAGGGCAAGACAUCAUUCAUCUACGCCGCAAACCGAGCCCAAACCUUUGACAAGGCGGAAUCCGACUCUGUCCUCAUGUUCCACGAUGCCUACGGCAUUGUGGAAGGCGACAUGGACGAAGCGCUUCUCUCCUCUACAGACGAGCUCAUCCCCGCCAUCAGACCCGGCGAGACGACCGGUUUUGUCUUGCUAAACGAAAACGGGGACUUGAAGUCACACAAAGGUUCGCCGCUGCCCUCGUCCUGGCCCUCUCCGGGAACGAUCCACGGAGUCGUCAUGGGCGUGGCUUUCAUGGGAUGUUUCCCGGUGGGUGGGAUGCUGAUCCAGUUGCCACUGGGCCGUGCGUUCACAUAUCACUGGAUGAUUCAGCUGUGUGCGUUGCUGCUUGCCCUUGGCAGCGCCGGUUAUAUGGUGACUCGAUCGACACACUUCGAUCUCCAUAAGAUUCUUGGUCUUACGGUGGUCGGCGCGUUGGCGGUCCAGGCGGCAAUGGGCUACAAGCACCAUACAGUCUUUGUGCGGAUUGCGCAGCGGUCUGCGUACACGCUCGUGCAUAGGUGGCUUGGCCGGAGUCUCCUGUUGCUAGGAACCGUCAACGUUGCAUUAGGGCUCUACCAUAAACGCCGCCCCACCGGGGCUAUAAUGGCGUGGUUUGUCAUCUGGCUUGCUGAGCUUGUUGCGUAUGCUUGGGUCAUGCGACAGAAGCAACGGCGGAAGAGACAGCAGCACCAGCCGCAGCUGGUGGCAAAGGACGAACACGAGAUUGGGCUCUUUGAUCUUGGCAGCAGCGACUCGGAUGACUCUGAAGACUCUGAGUUUGAGGAGGAGGUGUGA